Molecule: messenger RNA, 214 nt
Organism: Funneliformis caledonium
Lineage: Eukaryota; Fungi; Glomeromycota; Glomeromycetes; Glomerales; Glomeraceae
Source: the annotation of a GenBank genome assembly
AUGAAGAAUAUGAAGAAUCUGAAAAUUCAAGUAAUGACAAUAGUGAUUCUUCAAAUCAGGAACUUCAUGAAUAUUCUGACGGCAAUACAACUAGUAAACAACCAAUAAUUAAUAAGGAUACUUUACAUACACUUAUGACCCGCUUGACUGCUUUGGAAGAAAAAAAUAAAGCACUGGAAAAUAAAAACAAAGAACUUGAACAUAAUGAAAUGAA